This is a messenger RNA of Beta vulgaris subsp. vulgaris (sugar beet), 881 nucleotides long. RefSeq lists its product as uncharacterized. The record is from RefSeq and is a predicted model, not a curated record. The transcript is spliced from 2 exons. The coding region runs from base 30 to 869 and encodes 279 amino acids. Lineage: Eukaryota; Viridiplantae; Streptophyta; Magnoliopsida; Caryophyllales; Amaranthaceae.
GGUCUAGUAAUUUGUCCGACGAAGAUGCUAUGGAUAGGCUGAAGAAUAGGAAGAGAUCAGCAGCCUCUUCUGGGCAGACUCAAGUUGAGAGGGUUCCUCGCAAGCACCUUCGCUCAUCUACCAUCCCAACCACCAUUGACAUCACGACGGAUUCUCCUAGGGAUGAAGUCCUCGUGAGCUUUCCUGCCGAUUUUCUAGCUGAAGAAGGUCUAGAAGGUGGGAUCUGGCCUGCAGCUGACAAGCUCGUAUUCCCAGCCGCACAAAAGAGGUUAAAGGGACAGGACCCUGAGGUCAUCCUGAAUCAUGCUGUUCAGCUAUCCCUGCAGCUUUCCCAGAGCUGCAUAGCUGCCAGGGACAGCUUGCGGACUGUCGCUACUCUUCAGGAUAAGGUGGCUCGUCUACAAAAGGACAAUUUGAGCCACCAAGCUAAGCUAGAGAGGGAGAAACAGUCUCGGUUGGAUGCUGAGAGCAAGCUAGCUGCUGAGCAAAAAUUAAUGGAGAAAGAGAGGCAAGAAAAAGAUGAAAAGAUAGCUGAAGCAGAGAAAGAAAAUGCGCGCCUGAACACAGUUGUCAGAGAUGCUGAAGAAAGAGUUUUAGAUGUUCAGGCUGAGGCAAAAAUUAUUGAAACUGCGAAGCUGGCAUACCUGAUAAAAUUCAAGAAGCUGGACGACAAGGGUAUCAACUUUUAUAUCGACAGGUUCCUCAAGCUGGACUCGAUGGCUGCCUUGGAGGCCCUAGCUACUGGUGGGAAGGCAGAUGACUCAGAACAAUCUACAGCUGGAUCUCCUCCACUGCUUAACCAGCCAGAGGGUGCCGCUCCAGCUAGCAAAGACGAAACUGUUGGUGAUGAUGCCAGCGUGGCUUCCUAGUUUCUUUAGUAC